Messenger RNA from Pyricularia grisea, 381 nucleotides. RefSeq lists its product as uncharacterized. The transcript has a single exon. The record is from RefSeq and is a predicted model, not a curated record. NCBI's taxonomy places the organism in Eukaryota, Fungi, Ascomycota, Sordariomycetes, Magnaporthales, Pyriculariaceae. Bases 1 to 381 code for a protein of 126 amino acids.
AUGCUUUCCAAGUUAUUAAUUCCUUUCCUUGUCGCAGGUGUUCUAGCCGCACCUGUGCCCACCGGAGAAUAUCCUGUCAAUUACGUCCACAAGGGUGCCAAUGACAAAGAGAUUUACUAUGUAGGACCGCCCGAGGGUGAAGAUAAUCACAGGAAACUGAGUACCGUCAAAGAAGGUGGCUUCAAUGCCAACAAUGUGCAACCGACUCCCAGUUGGCAGGGCUAUGCAACCGGCAAUCGCGAUGUCCUGUUGAAGAAGCCGACGAGAGGGGAAAUAAUUCAGACUGCGAAUGCAAAUGGAUUUUAUGUCGGGCGGCCACAAGAAUGGGAAGCUCCUGCGACAACGGCCACAAAUCCCAAACGCAAGUCAUCGGAGGAAUAA